This is a messenger RNA of Fomitopsis serialis, 1127 nucleotides long. RefSeq lists its product as uncharacterized. The coding region runs from base 205 to 978 and encodes 257 amino acids. Lineage: Eukaryota; Fungi; Basidiomycota; Agaricomycetes; Polyporales; Fomitopsidaceae. The transcript has 4 exons. The record is from RefSeq and is a predicted model, not a curated record.
GAAUGAAUUGAUGCAGAGAGCUAACUCAGUCAACUUGACGCUGGAAGAAGCAGUAACGCAGGGACUAUCCGAACCGAGCUUAUAAAAGCAUGCUGGGCUUCCAGCCUGACACCCACCCAGUUCUCUCUAUCUUUCAUCAGCACUCGUACUCCAACGAUCUUCGCAAUUAUCUUCACCUUCACCCGGGUCACAGUGUUCGCCGUCAUGCCCCGCUUCGCUCUCAAGUUUGCGGUCCUGAUUCUUGCUGCGACGAUCGUCCCGUCUGCAUUGGCCAUCCCUGCUGGUCACGAAUCUGCCCUCGUUUUUGAUAAAUUGAUACCGGCUCUCCUAAUAGCUGGAGAUUACAUCUCCUCGUCCCUUGUGAUGCCCAGUCCUACCACCAUUGUGACGUCCGACGCAUGCCCGAGUGCCACCGAUUGCGUCUCGUCGGCCUUCACGAGCGUGCCAGCCAGCAUCAGCAGCGUCUCCAUCGACCCUUCUGGCGUAAUGUCUGUCUACACGAGUGUACCGGUCAGUGCGUCUGAAUCCGUCGUCACCUCGAUCGUCAGCAGCGUCGACGUCGACCCCUCGAGCGUGCCGGUCAGCGCGUCUGGAUCCAUCCUCACUUCCAUGUUCACCAGCGACCCUGUGAGCGCUUCCGGCUCUGCCGUAACCUCGGUCUAUACCAGCAUCCCAGUCAGCGGGUCGGGAUCCGUGGUCACCUCGUGCUCCAUCACCACGUCGGUCUACAGCAGCGUGCCCCCCAGCGUAUCGCCCUCCAUCGUUACGACCACCGUUACUGUCUCGGGAACCGCGGUGACGUCCAUCAGCAGUGAAUCCGCGUCCUCAGUCUCCGAUGGCGUGCCAUCUUCAAUCACAACUAACAUUCCCGUGGCCGGCAGGAUCAUCAAUCGCGCAGCGCAGUGGUUCGGCAUGCACGUGUAUGGGACAGAGGCCAGGGCACAUGGGAUCGCGAUGGAGCAUGGUCGGAUCGAGUGACGGCCAUGGUGUGGGGGUUUGUAGCAUGCGCAGAUACCAGAUGGACUACAAUAUAGGUAUAGGGUAGUGGGAGCUCUGAAGGACAGUGAAGGCCAGGAGGUAUCGAUGUGGGCUGUUGUUAAACUUUAUCGAGCCUGAGUUCAUUGCCU